Molecule: messenger RNA, 3280 nt
Organism: Rhagoletis pomonella (apple maggot)
Lineage: Eukaryota; Metazoa; Arthropoda; Insecta; Diptera; Tephritidae
Product: CCAAT/enhancer-binding protein zeta-like
Exons: 6
Coding region: 123-3206 (1027 amino acids)
Cellular component (GO): nucleus
Source: RefSeq, a predicted model, not a curated record
CUUUUGACUUUUGACAGUUGACAUUUUACUUCAUCGCACGUGUGUUAUUUCUGUUUUUGGUGAUUGGGUUUGCUUAUUUCUGGCAUAGUAAUUUUAAUUAAAAUAAUUGUGAUUGUUUUAAAAUGGCGCCGCCAGCAGCAUCAGGCAUCAGCAUCUCAACACAAGCCCAAAAUAAAAAGAUUGUAUUCGAUGACGACGGCCAGAUUUUGGAAGAGGGCGCAAGAGGCAAGGACUUGAAAGGAGCGAAGAAGGAGGGCAAGAAGAAAAAGUUAAAAGGAGACAAAAGGAAAGGAUCGCAUGGACUGCAGGAAGAGCACAAUAAGCAGGAGGACACUGAGAAUGAUGAGAAUGACUACUUUGCCAAACGCGAAAAGAAGCGCCAACAGCAGAAAGAUGAAAAGGAUGAUGCUGAUACAAAUAAAAAAUGGUUUAAUGUUUACCCUGAGUAUCCUUCAUCGGAAGAAGUACUGGACAUGAAAGAGUCUGAGCAAAUGGAAUUAUACAAUUUAUGCAAAAAUGCAUUCGAAGCCGAACUGACGGCUUUUUCCAAGCGUGAUGCCUCAGAUGCCCGUUGGCUGCAAACGGCUUUGCGUAAGGGUACUGCAAAAGAUAGAGCCAACGCUGGCGCCCUUCUGGUUACUAGCAAUCCGUUGGGUAAUUUGGAGGCAUUGAGCACACUAAUUGGCUUUACUAAACAAUCCAAUAAAGCAUCAAAUGAGGUUAUGACCAUAUUAGUAGAUUUAUGGAAAAAGGUCCUACUGCCACCGCAUCGAAAACUCCUAUCCUUGCAAAUGCGUGGCGCUGAUUGGAAGUUAGUGCGUAAAAAUACGACAUUAAGUAAAGAUAAACAGCGACGCAUUUAUGCAUAUUGGUACUUUGAGAAUGAGUUGAAAGACCAGUAUUUUGAAUUUCUAAGAAAUCUUCAACAGGCGAUCCAAACAGGUCAAGAGCACAAUAAAAACGUGGCGAUCGUUGCCGCAUCGCAACUAUUAUCUUUUGCACCUGAAAAAGAACAAAUGAUACUCACUUUACUUAUUAACAAACUUGGUGAUCCCACAGCGAAAGUGGCAUCAAAGGCAUUGCAUCAUCUUAGUGAAGUUGCCCAUCGUCAUCCAAAUAUGUGCGGUGUUAUUGUCGCAGAAUCCGAGAAGCUACUUUUCCGUAACAACAUCUCUGAAAGGGCUCAGCACUUUGCACUUUGCUUCCUAGCAAGUAUCGCAACUUCAGGCCGCCCAGAAGUUUGCACUAAGUUAGUAAAUAUUUGUUUUGCGCUGUUUAAGGUGCUUGUAGAAAAAGGUGCUGUCAACAAUCGGACAAUGCAAGCCAUUUUACGUUGUUUACAAAAGGCGAUUUUAGAGGCAAAGCCAACAGAAGGCUCAAGUGAAAUUCUUAGCAAGGAUAUGCAAGACACAAUCUAUCGGAUGGUACAUUUGGCUGAUAUCCGCGUUUCUGUGCAGACACUUGGUUUGCUUUUGCAGCUAAUGACUGUGAAAACGGAGAAAUCCGAUCGUUUCUACAAUGCACUCUAUAAGAAAAUGCAUGACCUUGAAGUCAUAAACGUGGGUGUUAAAACAGCUGCGCAACUACUUCAUAUCAUCCAUCGGGCAAUACAUAUAGAUGGAAAUGUACAGCGUGCGCAAGCAUUUAUUAAGCGAUUGCUGCAAUGUGCACUUUACAUGCCGCCAAAUAUGGCUGCCGGUUGUCUUAUAGUGAUAAACAAAUUAUUACGUAGCCGCAAAGAGCUGGCAGGUGGUGUAAGUCCGUACGAAACUAAAGAUAAUUCCACCAAUGUUGCACCAACUGCACCUAAAGUGAAAUCCGACGAUGCGGAGCUGUCCAAAUUUGAUAGCGAUGGCGAAGAAAAGUAUGAGGAUAUACGCGAUGAAGAAGAAACUGCAAAUGAAGAGGAUUUGGAAGAACGUAAUGAAUUGGAAGAAUCUAAAAUAAACCCGUCAACGAUUUCCUCAUGGCAUCAUGCAAAAUUGGAAUCAUCUGUAGCCGAUGCAAAAGUACGAGAUAUUGCACCAAACAAAUAUGACCCUUAUCACAGAGUGCCCUCGUUCGCUGGCGCUGAAUUUGCAUUGCGACACGAGUUGUUGCUGCUCCGCGAGCAUUUUCAUCCUACCGUUCAAGUUUUUGCGAAUAAUAUUUUGCAACAAAAAAGGAUCGAUUAUUACGGCGAUCCAUUGCGCGAUUUCGGCUUACCACAUUUUCUUGAACGUUUUGCUUUUAAAAAUCCAAAAAAAUUGGAUCAAAAAGAUGAGGCCCCCAUAAUCACACAUAAACGCUAUGUGUCAUUCGGAACACGUGGAAAACCGGUUAAAUCUCUAACGAAAGCAAAUUGCACUGAAGACGAAAUGUACAUUUUUAAUUUCCUGGAGCAAAAACGCCAACAGACUGUCGUUAAUAAAAUAAAGAAGAAGGAAGUUGCUGAAAAUAAGGAAGAUGAACAAUUGAAAGAAGGCGAGGUUGGAGACGAUGAAUUUGAGGAAUAUCUUGGUAGCUAUUUUGGCAAAAAAGCUAAAGCAGCAGCCGAUGCUGAGGACGGAGAAGAAGAGCUUGACUUCCUCAAAGAGCUAGGCGGAGAAUUAAAAUCUGACAGUAAAAAGAAAAAGAAAAAAGCAUCUAGAGAUGAUGACGAAGAUGAUGUGGAAGAUAUUGAUGCAGAUUGGGGUGAUGAUAAUAUAGAAGAGGGUGAUCUUGCCGGAGAUAACGACGUGUCUGACGAUGAUGACCGUUCGAUUGAUGGCGAGGAAGAUGAUGACGCUGGUUCAAUAUCACUUGAUGAGGGGGAUGGCCCAGACGAUUUAAGCGACGAUGGCGAAGAGAGCAUGUCUGAAGAUAUGAGUGAUGAUGAGGGAGAUGAUGAUGAUGAUGAUGAUGAUGAAGACGGCUUGUCAACUACUCGAAAGAAAAAGUCUCGCAAACGACCAGUUGCAUUGAAUGAAAAGAGUUUCGCAAAGAAACUUAAGCAUAGUGAUGAUAUGAGUUCACUGUUCGCCGCGGCUGAUGAUUUCGCAGAACUGCUAGAAGAAACGGGUAAAACAAAGGGACAUGGUACCUCAAAUGCCCUAUUCAAUAAGGACAAAUCAUCCGCAAAACAAAUGAAAUGGGAAGAAAAACGGCACUCCAAUUCGAAAUCGUACACAAAACGUUCGAAAAAAGUGUUUGCUGGUCAAAGAAAUACUAAUAAGAAGCGAAAAUGAGUUUGUGCAGUAAUUGAUGUUAAUUUUGUAAAAAAAAAAUAUAAUAAAACAAAUUAGUCCUAGAUUUCAAAUUU